This is a messenger RNA of Dreissena polymorpha, 9627 nucleotides long. Its product is annotated as arf-GAP domain and FG repeat-containing protein 1-like. The transcript is spliced from 13 exons. Bases 1 to 2643 code for a protein of 880 amino acids. NCBI's taxonomy places the organism in Eukaryota, Metazoa, Mollusca, Bivalvia, Myida, Dreissenidae. The record is from RefSeq and is a predicted model, not a curated record. Gene Ontology annotation, molecular function: GTPase activator activity.
AUGGAUACUAAAAGUGAUUACCGGGUAGUUCUGCUUCUGCUGCUGUUGGUGCCGAUGAUGAUGAUAAGGCGUUGGGUAUAUUUUCUCUUUUGCUUAAUAAUACGUAAUAUCCGGCGGCGGACCAAAAUGGCGUCCACUAAGAAAAAACAAGAUGAAAAACAUCUUAAAUCUCUCAGAGAAAUGGUGGCGCUGCCACAUAAUAAACAAUGUUUUGACUGUCAUCAGAGAGGACCGACAUAUGUAAACAUGACAAUUGGCUCUUACGUCUGUACAGCCUGCAGCGGACUAUUGCGAGGUUUGAAUCCGCCACACAGAGUGAAGUCUAUAUCAAUGGCCAGUUUUACUCCAGAAGAGAUGGAAUUUCUACAAAUGCAUGGAAAUGAGUACUGCCGGAAGGUGUGGCUUGGUCUCUACGACAACAGGCUUGGCAAUCAAGCAGAAUCAAGGGACGAGACGAAGGUGAAAGAGUUCAUGGCCCAGAAGUACGAGAGGAAGAGAUACUACGUGGCGCCUACAGACAGCAUGAAGGAAGAGGCUCGCAGAAUGAAUGAGGCCGGAGCAGUGGUUAAACCUCCCCCUGGUACCCGGCCUCUCAAGUCACUGCUGGGAGAAAAUGCACCCAAACUACAGGUUGGCGCACAGGAUGGACAGAUUGUCACUCCAUCAGGUUCCACUGACAAUCUACCAGAUUUGAAUAAUCCAGCCAAUCAAAUGACUGGUGAGGCUCUCUUUGGAGACGCAUUGACCAAUGAGAAUGCACCAACUGAAAUGUCCAAUGGGACGACAGGAGAGAUGCUGUUUGGCUCUCCUGUGAAGGAGAAUAGUUUUCCCACUCAGUCAAGUUAUCAGGACUUGUUCGGGUCAGGAUUACCAGUGCAGGCUGAGACAUCAGGCGCAGGAGAAAACCUUUUUGCAGUGGGGCAAUUCUCACAAGCCCAACAAUUGGGUGCAGCAGCAGUUAACGCGUUUGGAGCUGGAGUUACUUCACAAGUUACAACAUCGGGUGCAGUGGAAAGCCUGAUUGGGUUCGGGCCUUCACAACAAACCCAGACAUUGGGCAUAGAUUCUGAGGCGUUUGGGGUUGGACUAUCAUCACAAGGUCCAACAUUUGGCGCCGCUGAAAACCUGUUUGGGGUUGGGUCAUCCCAACAAGGCAAUACUUUGGGCUCUGAAGCAGACUUGUUUGGGUCUGAAAUUACUUCACAAAGUCUUACAUUGGAUUCCGCUGAAAACCUGUUUGGUUCUGGGCUGUCACUACAAAACCACACAUUCGGCACUGCAGCAGACAUGUUUAGCCUGCAGGGAUCAAUCCCUCAAGAGGUGAAGCCCCCAGUGAGCAAGCCUGCCAUGACCUCUGUGCCAUCAUUUGGGUCCACGCCCCAGAGCCCUGGCACUGCCAGUCUGCAGUCCACCCAUUCUACGGGCUCCAAUGCCCUCGACCUCCUGGGAGACCUGGGGGGCGACCCCUUCGGCAGCACCACAGCAAGUGCAGCACAUAGCCACAACACUGGAGGCUUUGCAGACUUUGGCAGUUUUGGAGGAAGUGUAAGCUCGCAGCCUGCAACAUUUCAUCAGAGCACACCCUUGCAGCCACUAGGGUCAGCUCCCCAAAGCUCUCAGGCAGUGUUUAACGGGUUUCCUCCGCCGCCAUCGUCUGCACCACACGCCCCAGGGGCAGGGGGAGACAAAUACUCGAACCUUUCUGAUCUAUUCAGUGUGUCUGAGACUCCAGAGGAAAGCAGCAUUAAGACAGGUUGGAGUUCCACACUCAGCACCAGUGGUGGUGGGGGCAUCAGUUGGAACAGCUCUUCUAGCAACUCAACUGGUGGCAUCAACUGGGGUGGUGAAAGUAACAACACUUCUAGUAGCGGGGGCAUUAACUGGAAUAGCCAACCAGCAGCAAGCUCAACUAGUUCUGGUGGAUGGGGAGGUGGCUCCACAUCCACUUCAAGUUCAUCAUGGGGUGGUGCACCUGUCAGCACUCAAUCAAACGGACUUGGUGCACCAGGAAACCCGUUUUUAUCGGCCAAUGUGGCCAAUCCAUUCGGAGGUGGCAUGACGACCACAUCUACCAGUCACGGGCAGACACAGCAAGCAAACCCAUUCGGGGGUCAGGGACUUGGGACAGGCUUUGGUGGGUUUGGAGCUCCCCAAACGCAGCAGGCAGGCGGAUUUGGCCAUGGGCAGUUUGGGGCUGCCCCAGGGUCAACAGGUGCAGGGUUUGGACAGUUUGGUGGCGUGCAGCCUGCCAACGCUAUGCCUGCAGCAGGCUUUGGACAGUUCCCCACACAAAAUGGUGGGUUCGGAAUGAAUACCUCGACUAGUGGUUACCCUGGAGGUCAAGGUCAGAUGUCAACUGCAGGGCAAGCGAGCUUCAGUUCACAAGGCUUUGGUCAGGCAGCCCAGGGCUUUAGUGGAGCUCAGCAAGGACAACAUGGGUUUGGGUCGCAAGGGUUUGGAGCACCACAAGUGAGCCAGCAGGGGUUUGGCAUGCCGCAGCAAGGGUAUGGGGGUCAGAUGCAGCAAGGAUUUGGUGGAGCAGGGUGGGGUGGGGUCGCGUCUGCACCGCAAGCCAACCCCUUCAUGUCUACAGCCCAGCAAUACUCUGCACCAAAGACAGGCGCCACCAAUCCAUUCUUAUGAUAUUAGAAACUCUUGAGACAGUUUUGAAAUUUCUUUUCUGAAUCAUUCAUUCAGACUGAACUCAUAGCCAAAUCUUAAUCCUGUUGAAAAUACUAAAACUUUAUAUGAUGCAGAUUUUGAUGGAUCAAGUGAUGUCCAGUAAGCGUUAUUGGUAAGAAUGUUAAUAGUCAAAACUGGUGUACCAAAUAAAAGUUAUGCUUUCAGAAUGUUUUACAAUACAAAAACAGUGGUGUACAAGAGUUUGUUCAAGUGAGGGCUGCUAAAAACAUUGGCAUAACACGGAGCCACGUAUGGCAUAGCCAUGAUCCUGUAUUAUCCCAGUGGAUCAAGAACCCAAAGGACAGAACUUGAAAGUAUUACUAACUGUUACGUUCUUUGCCUGAACACCAUAUUUGAGAAUCGUUUAUGUUAGGCAAAUUUCUAGUUGCAGGCCAAAGUCAUUGUACAUUAAGGAUUACAAAGUAAAUGGACUUUCAACAAACAAGUGAUUACAAAGUAAAUGGACUGUCAACAAACAAGUGCCGCAAGAUUUGCUAUUUAUGAGCAAUGGGUAAAUUUAUCAGUUAAUUUAAUUAAUAAAAAGAUGUAAUGAGCAAUUAUUUAUUAUUUUUAUUAAUAUUUAGCAUAAAUUUUGCUUGUUUUACUGUCAUUUAUGACGUUGUUUGAUGCAUAGCUAGUUCUAAUAAAUUCCAUUUGUUGCUUAUUUUUAAAGCAUAGUAGGGCCAUGAGUUGUUCUAAUGGAAUGCAUAUGUUUUGUUUUGUAUGCCCUCAUAUUUGGAUAAGAUUUGCGUUUAAAUAAGUAACAAUGUAUAUAUAUAUACAUGUACAUGUAUUUACUAGUAUGGUAUACUCGCUACAUCCAUGUAGGCUGAUGUAUUUAUUCAAUAUGAUAUUAUUGGUUUCAUAUCGAUAUGUAUAGCUUACCAACAAAUAUUAUAAAAAUGAAAAGCAAUUUUUACAAAAAAAAAUCUUUUGAGACACACAAUAUUUUUAUGCCCCGACGGAGGGCAUAUAGUGAUCGGACCGUCUGUCCAUCCAUCUGUCUGUCUUUCCGUCACACUUUGCAUUAAGGUUUCGCAUUUAGGUUUCGAAAAAUGCUCAUAACUUCUAUGUCGCUUCAGAUAGCAACUUGAUUUUUGGCAUGCAUGUGUAUCUCAUGGAGCUGCACAUUUUGAGUGAUGAAAGGUCAAGGUCAUCCUUCAAGGUCAAAGGUCAAAUAUAUGGCUUCAAAGCAGCGCAGAAGGGGGCAUUGUGUUUCUGAUGAACACAUCUCUUGUUGUUUGUGUUUUCUGAACAAUUCUGGAAAAACUGUAAAAGUAUAUUUAUACCCCAGCAAACCAAGUUUGUUGAGGUGUUUGAAUCACCCUGUGGAUCAGGAUGUUGGUCCUUGGUUGGGUUGGUCUAUCCAGCUGCACAAAUGUUGUUUGUGUCCCUAACUAGUUAAAAGAAAAUCUGCCUGUCAACAUAAUAGCUUAUAGAUGUCUUUUUUAUGCCCCGGUCCGUCUGAAAACUUUAACAUUGGCCAUAACUUUUGCAAUAUUGAAGAUAGCAGCUUGAUAUUUGGCAUGCAUGUGUAUCUCAUGAAGCUGCACAUUUUGAGUGGUGAAAGGUCAAAAUCAAGGUCAUCCUUCAAGGUCAAAAGUCAAAAAAUACAAUCCAAGGGAAGUAAAAUAGCUUUUAAAAGGAGAUAAUUUCUAAACCUGCAAAAUCAUACAUUGAAAUUUUAUUUCAAAGCGGCGCAAUAGGGGCAUUGUGUUUCUGACAAACACAUCUCUUGUUAUAUUAUGUGGAAGUGCAAGAUGUAAUUUUUGUGAAUUGUGAAAUAUUCUUUGCAGAGAUAUCUGCCCUCGCACUUAUGCAAAUUUUGGAUGCUUAGACAAUUUUACAUGUGAACUAAGUUUUGUAAUCUAAUCUUUCAGUUUUCUGCGUAUCAACAAGAAUUUUUGAAGGCACAUUUUUUUUUAGGUAUAAGACAAUAUUAACUCAUAUUUUGCAAUAUUCUAUGCCCAGUUAAUUGCUGGAACUUAAGCAAAUUUUGGAAACUUACCUACUUAGUACAUUUAUACUUUUUGUCAGGACUUCCUUUUCUGCAUAUCAACAUAAUAUGUUUUAGGUAUGAUCUUUAUUCUAUGAAGAAGAGCAAGGCAUUAAUUUAUUUAUUUCACACUUUUUGUUCCAGAGUUAUGUGCCCUUGAACAAAGGACAAUUCUGAAUACUUACAUCAUCAUACAUUCAUACUCACAGUUUUCUGUGAAUGCAAUGGAAACUUUUAAGGAGAGCUAUUUAUACUAAGUUAAUGUGCAAGACAUUAUUAUGCCUCCCUUGAAAGAAGAGGGGGUAUAUUGUUUUGCUGGAUGUUGGUUGGUCUGUCGGUCGGGCGGUCUGUCUGUCUGUUGGUAGACCAGUUCGUUUUCCAAUCAAUAACUUGUCAACGAAUUGAUCGAGUGGCUUGAUACUUUACAUGUGCAUUGGCCUUGGACAGUAGAUGACCCCUAUUGAAAUUGGGGUCACUAGGUCAAAGGUCACUGUCACAAUAUGUGAGAAAAUCGUUUCUGAUCAAUAACUCGUCAACCGAUUCACCGAUCGGCUUGAUACUGCCCAUGUUCAUUGGCCUUGACACUUGAUGACCCCUAUUGAAAUAGGGGUUACUAGGUCAAGGUCAAGGUCACUGUGACAAUAAGUGUGAACAAUUUUUCCCAUCAAUAACUUGUCAACCAAUCGACUGAUUGGUAUGAUACUUCACAUAUACAUUGGCCUUGACAGUAUAUGACCCCUAUUGAAAUUGGGGUCACUAGUUCUAGGCCCUGUAUGGGGGGCAUAUGUCUUCGACUGCGGAACUCUUGUUUUUGUGUAUGUUACAUUAUUUGUUGCAGACUUAUGGGCCCCUGAACUAAGGAUAUUGAUUCAAUAAUCAAAGUAAAAAAAAUUCUUUUGUGUGUGAAACAUUUGAAAAAAGAAUGCCAAAAUUGGCUCCACUAGUGUAUAAGAUAAGAUGUAUUUCGUCUCAAUCUGAAUUGCAUAUCAUUAUAUCACUGUUUUAGUGGAAGCAAUAUUUUUGUAAACUUUAUUUUACACAUUCUUCUGAACAUGUCAUGGAAUUGAAAAAAAUGAGUACCUAAGUGUUCAAUUUAAGUGCUUUGUUUAGUUGGUUUAUUGAAAUAAAUUUGCUAGUUUACAGCCCGGGCUUAAUGGAGGGUUAUUGUCAGGGGACAAAAAUACCACUCGUCCGCUCGUAUUGACGAGUAAAAUCUCGAAAGGACGAGUGAAUUUCCCUAAAGCUCUUGUCCUACAGGACGAGUGAAAAAAGCUGAUGUUAAAAUAUGUAUUUUGUGACGAGUAAGACUUGUUUUCAUUAAAUAAAAUCAUUUUCUUAAAUCAUAUCUAUUCCGAAAGUAGAUCGCGAAUGAACCGGAAAUUGUAAUUGUAAAUUUCAUACAGCAGGUGCACGUUGUUAUGCGAGACUGUGUCCCCAGUAAAUAUUGGCUUUUUGGUGUAAACUUUGCGCGUCCAUGGUGACAGGGAACUAACCUAUGCAUUCACUGUAAGUAUUGAUUUUUAAAGAAUUAUUUAAACGCGAAGUAGAAUCUACGGUUUCAAACCAGUCUGAAUUUCGUCAGAAAAAUGUCUGACAUACGAGCGUUCUUUAAAGUUGGCGGUAGCGAUGUUCAAACGUCCGAAACGGAAAGCACGCGAGUAUUAGAAAAACGGCAAACACAAAAUUGUCUUCAAUUAUUUAUUGUGUGUUCCUCAUAAAUAAAGUAAUUUAUUUCACUGCUUAACAUUUAUUUUGUGAUCAGCUGGCAUGAACAACUGAGUAAGCAGCAAUUUAGCAGUGAUACAAGAAACUUUAUUAGUCAUAUCAGCCCUUUGCAAUCUUCAUUUCACCCAUAUUUUAAGGACAAGUGCAUGUGUUUGCAGGACGAGUGAAAAUUUUAAUGCACUUGUCCUGCAGGACGAGCGCAGUUUAGAAAUAUUUUUGUCCCCUGGUUAUUGUCAAUGUUGGUUGUCUGAGUAAUUGCUGUUUUACAUUUUCAAGCAAACCAUCAUUGGUAUUGUAGAAAACUUCAAACUACUAAAUCAUUUCUGUUAAUUUCAGUGUAAAAACAAGUCAACAUAAUGAACUACAGCUUGCUACGUUUCUGAUAUAACUGUUAACACCAUGAUAAUAGGCAUUUGAUUGGUUGAUUCACCAGAUUGGUAACAGUUUAUCUGUUAUUCUCAGACUUAUGAUGUCUGAGUGCUUUUCCUUCUGUUCAGUGCAUUAACCCUUUGCAUGCUGGGUAAUUUGUCUUCUGCUAAAAUGUCGUCUGCUGAAUUUCUAAAAUUAGCAUUUUCUUCGAUUUUUUUCAAAGAAUACUAUCCGAAUAGCAAACAGUUUGGAUCCUGAUGAGACGCCACGUUCUGUGGCGUCUCAUCUGGAUCCAAACUGUUUGCAAAUGCCUUCAAGUUUUGGUUCCCGCACUGAAAGGGUUAACUUACAACGUGUUCUGCACUUAAACAACAGGACAUUGUGAAAUAUGUAUCCUAUAAUGGUGUUUGAGUAAUGGUUGACCAGAAGAUACUCAUCUGUGGCGGAAAAAUAAUAGCUAAUUGUUUCAUUUUUGGAAUAACUUGGAUCUUUUCCCUAGACAGACUAGAUUGUAUAGAUAAAGCGGUCUAUGGUAGUCUACUCUUUUAUCAAUAUAAUUUUAUGUAUUUUUAUUUAACUGUUGUACUGAAAGUGUAUCAUUAUAUUUUACUCAUGCAGGGGUGACAGUAAUUUAAGAUCAUACAAAUAAUUAUGCUGUUUGGACAGAAUAACAAAUGUAACAUAACAAUCAAACUUUUAAUUUGACUUUAUUUGCUACAUUACACUUUAUUUGAAGAACUUUGGUCAUACUCAUUGUUAAGAUAGUAUCGCAUUUUUCAUGUAUGUUUAAUGAAUUGAUUUACUAGUUUAUCAAUGUGAAUAUUUUGUCAGUUAUCGAGCUAUGAGAUAUGUUGUUCAUAUAUGGUAGACAUUUGUUCUUGCUUUUACAUAUAAAUGAUUAAAACUUAUGUUGCUUAAAAUGUUUUUGGCAGGCUUCCAAAUAUGUCAAUGUAUAUAUAUGUUGUUUAUUUAUUUUAUUAUGGACCCUUUCAAAGAAGUCAAUGUGUAUUGCUUUGCAACAGUCAGUUGGUCGGUGUGAAGUGAGCAUGAAUGAUCAGGCUGCACAACAUCAAAAUAACUGUUAGACAUAUCACCAUGCAAAUUGGUAUAAUGGUUACUUUGAUUGAAGAAAAGGAUGGCUACGAUUUAUUUUAAGGCUGAAAGUCAAGGUCAUGGAGGCUCGUAGCAAAAUGUGCUGUUCCAAGAUUGCUAAAAUAGCCUUUGACAUAUGCACGUCUAAAUUUGAAUGUUAGUUACUUGAGAGGAAAGGAGCACGCCUAUAUAGAUCAACAAGUCAUAGGUCUAUCUGGCAGGAGCUUUGAAUAGAACAUUUUAUGUAAUUGUAUGUUCGUUGCUUGUGACAUGUGUUCAACACUAUAUUUUCAUAAUACUUAACUUAAAAUAAUAUUAAGUACCGUAAAUCUGCGAAUAAAAUACGCACUUUUUUACUUGCCAAUUUUUUCUUCAAGUAUGGGGUGCGUAUUAUAUACGAGUUUAGAUCAGAACACAAUUUUUCCUGUGAAGAUUUUCAACUUAUAAAUCGUUGUUAUUCGCUGCGUGGCAUCCAUUUUGAACCAUUACAUCACAGGGGGCAACAGGGCUCGCGCUAUUAUUUGCCAUUUGAGCCAUUUGCGAAAAUAUUUGAGAAUUUGGCUCAAUGAAAAUCUUAUUUGCAAAAAUGCGAAUAUCUAGUAAAAUUUCGUUGAAAACAUCCGCCAUUUAUAUCGGACUGGUUUUCUAUAUUUGUUUCUUUGUUUCAAUGAAAGAGUUCGCAAUUUGAACUAUAAGUAUUAUCAGUAAAUUUUAAAAGAAAGAUAUUACCUUGAUUUUGAGACAAAGAAUUUAUAGAACCAGGUCUAAGAGGCAUUUUGUGGAAAAAAACAAUACUUGACAGCUUGACUGCAUGAAAGGGUCAUACAUGUUUUCCAAACAUCUUUUGUAUGUGUGUUCAUAUGUGCUGAUUUAAACAAUUUGAGCUUAAGAACAAAAUAAGCGUUAAGUCAAUUGAUUGUAUUAGAAAUUAACAACUGGGUAAUUUUGUUAAUUGGAUAUUAAUACGAAAAUUGUAUGCAACUUUUUCCUCUUUUUAGAUUGCAAAUACAUGCACACACUUAGGUAAGUGGCAAUCAAUUUUAAGUGCUAUUUGUUAGUAAGGUUACUGAGACUUACUUAAUUACAUCUUUGAAACCUUUAUAUGAUUCCACAGUUACUUAUGUUUUUAGUUCAAUUGCAAUGAAUGUUAUCUGAUGACAUAUUUAUUAGCAAAUUGAAUUGAAAUACUUUUUUGUUUCAUAUGUUUGUUCACAAUUUAAAAUAUAUAAAGACACAUUUUAGAUAGAAACUGAGUGUGGCCAAAGCACAGAAUUACUGCAAUUGUUAUUGCAGUGGUAUUGUUUCAUUUCAUGGCCAUUCUUCGGUUUAAAAACAAUGCAACUAAAUUUGUAAUGUUUGGUUUAUGAGAUGUUUUGAGAUUUUAUGCAGUAUGUGUUGUGGGAAGUUGAGCUUUCGUUUUUGCUUGCAGUUUGCUUCAAGACUUAGUUGUGCAAAUUUUUCAUAAUGCUCAAAUUUGCCAGUAUUUGUUUAUAAGCGGUCACCAAAAAAAUGAUGUUUAAGCUAGAAAAAAUAAACUGAAAUAAUACAGCAUUUAAGGAUUUAUAUUUUACUUUUACUUUGUUUAUGUAGUGUUUUGGCUUUACAAAUAAACAAUAACGGAUGUAGAAGUUGAUAAAGCUGAAUUCAAUUGAAAUAAUUUAAUUGUACCUUUCCAGAUCGUUUGGUGUAAUCUGACACUAUUUGCUAUGUCAUUUGUGAUAUGUCAAUUGUAUCCUUUAAGUUUAAAUAAAUUGUAAAACAAA